CAGGAACCCCUGUACCCUUCUCUCUUUUCUGCUCCCUUUUCAUUUUGCUCCCUAAUCAUCCAGACAGACCAGCUUGUGCCGCGCAGCCAGACAGACACAAGCAAUAGGUAUUCUUUCCACAUGUCUGUGCAGGUUUAUUUUUAUUUCAUUAUAUAAUUAUCGUUAUAUAACAGUUAAGAGUCAAGACAUCUGCACGUUUGACCGAAAACAGCUUGACAUUUUACGGAAACCACCAAGCUCCUCCAUUGUCCCGCCUUCCAGACGCAUCCUAACAGUAAUACCACCACCUCCACCACCUCCACCACCACUUCCACUGACACACCACCACCACUGACACACCAACAUCACCCUUAUCAUGCUGGCAUUCUAGGCCUGUCUCCCAAGCUGUGUCCCACCCAAGACUGAGGCAGCUUCUCCCACGGAGCUCCACACCCCCAGGGGGACCAUCACAGAGAUGGCUGAUUCAGACCCCUCGUCCCCCUCCGAUCCCCCACAGCCUCUGAGCUACCCCCGCACCCCCCUCUCCCUGUCCUUCCCCUUCCUCAGGCAGGGAAGUCGGGUGUGGGAAAGGGAGAGGAAACCCCCCGUGAUGCCAGGCGAGCUGCCCAGCCCUCUGCCCACCAAACGCACCCGCACAUACUCAGCGACGGUGCGGGCCAGAUCAGGCCCAGUGUAUAUGGGCGUGUGCAGGACCUUCUACAGGUGCCAGGGUCAUGGCUUUAUAAAGCCCUCCAACGGUGGAGAGAACAUCUUUGUACACAUCUCUGAUAUCGAUGGAGAAUGCGUUCCGAUGGAAGGUGACGAGGUCACGUACAAAGUCUGUUCCAUCCCCCCCAAGAACCAGAAGAUGCAGGCGGUGGAGGUGGUCAUCACCCACCUGGCCACAGGAACCAAGCAUGAGACCUGGUCUGGACAGAUCAUCAGCUCCUAGACCUCCACCUGCACCUGGAGAGAGGCGGUGUGGGGAAGAGUGGAGGGUGGGGUUGGGGAGGGAAGGUGGGAAGGAGCCUGAAUAGGUAAAGGGGAGGGAAGAGGGAGAAGUGGAGUCCAGGGUAGGGAGAGAAGGUGGGGAAGGAAGGAGCCUAGAGAGGUAAACGGGCAAGGGGAGCAGAGGAAGGAGUGAAUAAGUAAAGGGGUUGGAAUGUGGUAUAAGGUUUAAGAUGGCUUUAUGUAGGUUUCAGUUGGAAUGUGAAUGAGGAAAAGUAAAUUAUUUAAUUUUAAGAAAAAAUAUCAAGGUUAACUUUGAUUUAAGAUUAAAGGUUGAUGGUUUAUUUAAGAUGAUUUAAAAUAGCAGGAGUCGAGUAAGUUUAAUAAAUCACUGUUGUAGGGAAAACGUGAAACAGAGCAUCAAACCUUCCUAAAUUAUAUUGUUUUUAUUCAUACUUUUGAUUGAUUGAUUGACUUAUUUAUUUUCCAUUUGUUAUGACAGGUGAGGUAGAUGUUGUAGAUCAGAUUGUUUAUAAAUGUGUGUUUUUGUGCCAAUAUAUACCUGGUCUAACCCAUUACACAAUUCACUCUGAUGAUACUGCCCUUGUAACGCAUACUCCUUCAGUCUAAUGUUGACCAAUGACCAUUUAUUCAUCUUUGUAACAGAGUUACUGAUGAUUACUAUAUGAGGUUCAAAACCCUUUUUUUAUCAUUAAAACCAAUGCUAUCCAGAUUAA
Messenger RNA from Salvelinus fontinalis (brook trout), 1664 nucleotides. RefSeq names its product cold shock domain-containing protein C2-like. The transcript is spliced from 4 exons. Gene Ontology annotation, cellular component: cytoplasm. Gene Ontology annotation, molecular function: mRNA 3'-UTR binding. The coding region runs from base 455 to 931 and encodes 158 amino acids. The record is from RefSeq and is a predicted model, not a curated record. Gene Ontology annotation, biological process: regulation of mRNA stability. NCBI's taxonomy places the organism in Eukaryota, Metazoa, Chordata, Actinopteri, Salmoniformes, Salmonidae.